Oppia nitens is the source of this 1269-nucleotide messenger RNA. Its product is annotated as acyl-CoA desaturase-like. The transcript has 4 exons. The record is from RefSeq and is a predicted model, not a curated record. Gene Ontology annotation, cellular component: endoplasmic reticulum membrane. Gene Ontology annotation, biological process: unsaturated fatty acid biosynthetic process. Gene Ontology annotation, molecular function: stearoyl-CoA 9-desaturase activity; iron ion binding. Lineage: Eukaryota; Metazoa; Arthropoda; Arachnida; Sarcoptiformes; Oppiidae. The coding region runs from base 1 to 1269 and encodes 422 amino acids.
AUGGCACCAAAAAUUGUUGAAUACCAGCACCGGGAUGACGAUCCCAAUGGUGACUACGAUAUAGAUUCACUGGACAAAUGCGAGUGCGGCAGCAGUACGGGUAGCACCGGUAGUAGUGGUGGUGACCAACAAUCAAUCGAUACGGCUGUUGUCGUCGAUGUCGUUGUCAAACCAACUACAGACCAAAAAGGCCAACCCUUGCCGCCAACACCAUCGAAACGGCUGCUAAUAUUUGGCCACGAGUUCGGCCAAAUUAAAUGGACAAACGUCAUAUGGUUGGCCAUAUUGCACGGUCUGGCCCUGUGGUCGUACAUUCAUGCACUCCAGGCACCGGUCAAACUGUGGACACUGGUAUUUGUAUCGGCAGUGGCCGCUUUUUCCGGUUUCGGUAUGUCGGUCGGCGCACAUCGACUGUGGGCUCAUCGGGCGUUCAAAGCACGGCUACCGUUACGAAUAUUUUUGGCCAUUUUCCAGACGAUGACCGUCAACGGGUCGUGUUUUAGCUACGCUCGCGAUCAUCGGACACAUCAUAAAUGGUCGGAAACGGAUGCCGAUCCGAAAAACCCGUCCCGCGGUUUCUUUUUCGCCCACAUUGGUUGGUGGAUGUUGAAAAAACGACCCGAAGUUAUCCAGGCUGGCCAGAAACUAUCGUUUGAUGAUCUACUGGGCGAUUGGGUAGUCCGAUGGCAACAUCGGCUAUAUUUACCGUUAGUUAUCAUACUCGGAUUUGCCGUACCGACACUCGUACCCUAUUAUUGUUGGCAGGAAAACCUGUUGACCGCUUUCCUGGUGUGCGGCUGUUUGAGGACAGUCGUAGUUUUGCAUCAUUUGUUUACAGUUAACUCUGUCAGUCAUUUUUGGGGCGAUCGGCCAUACAACAAUGAGAUGAGACCCACUGAAAAUCGAUUAGUCGUUUACUUAUCGAUGGGUGAGGGUUCACAUAACUAUCAUCAUACAUUUCCAAUGGACUACAGUUCCAGUGAGAAAAAGUGUUGGGAGUUUUUCAACCCGGCCACCAUGUUUAUCGAUAUGAAUGCCACCCUAGGACUGGCCUACGAUCUGAAAAAGCCGUCCAACGAAUCCGUCCAACAAGUAAUCAAACGUAAAGGACUUCCCGAAUAUUUUGCCCGACGUUCCCGCCGUGGCCUAACCUAUCGUAUACUCUAUGGUCUAACCGAUUGGCUAAUGGGCCUUAUGUUUGCCAUGUGGCCUAUUUGGCCGAUAAUAUUGUUCAAGUUUGCCACUGGUCAACAAGUUUUCAUAUAUUAA